GGUUUUUGCAGCCGGGCUGUGGGUGCGUCUCCGAGUUUGAGGUAGAGUGUGGUUGUGCUUGGGGAAGAAGGGAGGGAGGGGUGCCCUCUGCCUGCAAUCACCCACCUCACCCCAGACCUUGGGAACAGAAUGGGUUGGUGUGCUGGCUGGCUGCUAAGGCAGACUUUAUUCAGAACAGCUCUGGGGCCCGACUGAAAAGCUCGAAUCAAGAGUCAGGCGGUGGACUCUUUCCCCAGCCUCCCCUGCCCCGAGUGCCUUGUGACUGGAGGAGCCUGAUGGGGGUUUUCUGGCUGUGGCGGAGGACGGAGCUCAGUGCCAUCUUCAGGGAGACCAGGGGCUACGGAAGGGAGGGAUAGGGUCGCCGGACCUCCUGAUACAGGCCCUGGCCAGGCUCAUCCACAUCUGGAUAGGCCUGGAAUUGAGGCCCACGUCCCAGCCUGAUGGGUGGUGCUGGCACUGAAGUGCCCAGCCUGGGCAGCGCCUUCUGCCAUGAACUUUCUGAAGUCCUUUUAAAGUCCCCCCGGAGCUUCCUUUUGCCAAGGAGGGCAGGGGCAGAGGGGUCCUGGGAAGAGGAGGUGGCCAGGAAGAGGGUGUAGAGUGAAGGGUGUAGGGCGAAGCAGCAAGUACAGCCAUCCUUGGGGCUGGGGCCUGGCCUGCUUCAGGCUCCAAGUCGCAGACCCACCGGAGGAUCCAGAUUUGGGGUCAGGGGCCCUGGGCCUGGGUCUGCCAGGCUGCAUGGACACAGCUCCCAGAUGGAGCCGGAGGUGCCUGUAUCUGUGUUGGAGCAGAAGAUCGGAUGUCGUGGUUUAGCGGCCUCUUGGUCCCCAAGGUGGAUGAACGGAAAACAGCCUGGGGGGAGCGCAAUGGGCAGCAGCGGCCGCGCCGCGGGACCCGCACCAGUGGCUUCUGCACGCCCCGCUACAUGAGCUGCCUCCAGGGUGCGCAGCCGCCCAGCCCAACCCCCGCCACUGCCCCUCGGUGCCCCUGGCAGGAUGAGGCCUUCAUCCGGCGGGGCGGCCCAGGCAAGGGCCCGGAGCUGGGGCUGCGGGCGGUGGCCCUGGGCUUCGAGGACCCUGAGGUGGCCGUGGCCGUCGGAGCAGCGGAGGCGGCCCCCGCCGUGGCCACCAGGAGCAGGCGGGCUUGCUGGCGCCAGCUGGUGCAGGUGUUCCAGUCGAAGCAGUUCCGCUCGGCCAAGCUGGAGCGCCUGUACCAGCGGUACUUCUUCCAGAUGAACCAGAGCAGUCUGACGCUGCUCAUGGCGGCGCUCGUGCUGCUCACGGCCGUGCUGCUGGCCUUCCACGCAGCGCCCGCCCGCCCUCAGCCCGCCUAUGUGGCCCUGCUGGCCUGUGCCGCCACCCUCUUCGUGGCACUCAUGGUGGUGUGCAACCGCCACAGCUUCCGCCAGGACUCCAUGUGGGUGGUGAGCUACGUGGUGCUGGGCAUCCUGGCGGCCGUGCAGGUCGGGGGCGCCCUGGCAGCCGACCCGCACAGCCCAUCUGCAGGCCUCUGGUGCCCCGUGUUCUUUGUCUACAUCACCUACACGCUCCUCCCUAUCCGCAUGCGGGCCGCUGUCUUCAGCGGCCUGGGCCUCUCCACCCUGCACUUGGUCUUGGCCUGGCAGCUCAACCGUGGUGAUGCCUUCCUCUGGAAGCAGCUCGGUGCCAACAUGCUGCUGUUCCUCUGCACCAAUGUCAUUGGGAUCUGCACACACUAUCCGGCUGAGGUGUCUCAGCGCCAGGCAUUUCAAGAGACCCGCGGUUACAUCCAGGCCCGCCUGCACCUGCAGCAUGAGAACCGGCAGCAGGAGCGGCUGCUGCUGUCUGUGUUGCCCCAGCAUGUUGCCAUGGAGAUGAAAGAAGACAUCAACACAAAGAAAGAAGACAUGAUGUUUCAUAAGAUCUACAUUCAGAAGCAUGACAAUGUCAGCAUCCUGUUUGCAGACAUUGAAGGCUUCACCAGCCUGGCAUCCCAGUGCACGGCACAGGAGCUGGUCAUGACCCUGAAUGAGCUCUUUGCCCGGUUCGACAAGCUGGCUGCGGAAAACCACUGCCUCAGGAUCAAGAUCUUAGGGGACUGUUACUACUGCGUGUCAGGGCUGCCAGAGGCCCGGGCAGACCAUGCCCACUGCUGCGUGGAGAUGGGGGUGGACAUGAUCGAGGCUAUCUCGCUGGUGCGCGAGGUGACAGGUGUAAACGUGAACAUGCGCGUGGGCAUCCACAGCGGGCGUGUGCACUGCGGUGUCCUUGGCUUGCGGAAAUGGCAGUUUGACGUGUGGUCCAAUGACGUGACUCUGGCCAACCACAUGGAGGCCGGGGGCCGGGCUGGCCGCAUCCACAUCACCCGGGCCACACUGCAGUACCUGAAUGGGGACUAUGAGGUGGAGCCGGGCCGUGGUGGGGAGCGCAACGCCUACCUCAAGGAGCAGCACAUUGAGACCUUCCUCAUCCUAGGAGCCAGCCAGAAACGGAAAGAGGAGAAGGCCAUGCUGGCCAAGCUACAGCGGGCGCGGGCCAACUCCAUGGAGGGGCUGAUGCCACGCUGGGUGCCUGACCGUGCCUUCUCCCGGACCAAGGACUCCAAGGCUUUCCGCCAGAUGGGCAUCGAUGAUUCCAGCAAAGACAACCGGGGUGCUCAGGAUGCCCUGAACCCUGAGGAUGAGGUAGACGAGUUCCUGGGCCGGGCCAUUGAUGCCCGCAGCAUCGAUCAGCUGCGCAAGGACCACGUGCGCCGGUUCCUGCUCACCUUCCAGAGAGAGGAUCUUGAAAAGAAGUACUCACGCAAGGUGGACCCCCGCUUUGGAGCCUACGUGGCCUGUGCCCUGCUGGUCUUCUGCUUCAUCUGCUUCAUCCAGCUUGUCGUCUUCCCACGCUCAGCCCUGAUGCUUGGCAUCCACGCCGGGAUCUUCCUGCUGUUACUGGUCACUGUGCUGACCUGCGCCGUGUACACCUGUGGCUCUCUGUUCCCUGAGGCCCUGCGACGUGUGUCUCGCAGUAUCGUCCGCUCGAGGGCACAUAGCACUGCAGUUGGCAUCUUUUCUGUCCUGCUUGUGUUCACCUCCGCCGUCGCCAGCAUGUUCACCUGUAACCACACCCCCAUACGAACUUGUGCAGCCCGGAUGUUGAAUUUAACCCCUGCUGACAUUACCGCCUGCCACCUGCAGCAGCUCAAUUACUCUCUGGGCCUGGAUGCUCCCCUGUGUGAGGGCACCGCACCCACCUGCAGCUUCCCCGAGUACUUCAUUGGGAACGUGUUGCUGAGUCUCUUGGCCAGCUCUGUCUUCCUGCACAUCAGUAGUAUCGGGAAGUUGGCCAUGAUCUUUGUCCUGGGGCUCGUCUAUCUGGUGCUGCUUCUGCUGGGUCCCCCAGCCACCAUCUUUGACAACUAUGACCUCCUGCUGGGCGUCCAUGGCUUGGCUUCUUCCAAUGAGACCUUUGAUGGGCUGGACUGCCCAGCAGCCGGGAGGGUGGCACUCAAAUACAUGACCCCCGUGAUUCUGCUGGUGUUUGCACUGGCGCUGUACCUGCAUGCCCAGCAGGUGGAGUCCACCGCCCGCCUGGACUUCCUCUGGAAGCUGCAGGCAACAGGGGAGAAGGAGGAGAUGGAGGAGCUCCAGGCCUACAACCGGCGGCUGCUACAUAACAUUCUGCCCAAGGAUGUGGCCGCCCAUUUCCUGGCCCGGGAGCGCCGGAACGACGAGCUCUACUACCAGUCCUGUGAAUGUGUGGCUGUCAUGUUCGCCUCCAUUGCCAACUUCUCUGAGUUCUACGUGGAGCUGGAGGCCAACAACGAGGGUGUCGAGUGCCUGCGACUGCUCAAUGAGAUCAUUGCUGAUUUUGAUGAGAUCAUCAGUGAGGAGCGCUUCCGGCAGCUGGAGAAGAUCAAGACAAUUGGUAGCACCUACAUGGCUGCCUCUGGGCUGAAUGCCAGCACCUAUGAUCAGGUGGGCCGCUCCCACAUCACCGCCCUCGCUGACUAUGCCAUGCGGCUCAUGGAGCAGAUGAAGCACAUCAAUGAGCACUCCUUCAACAAUUUCCAGAUGAAGAUUGGACUGAACAUGGGCCCAGUUGUGGCAGGCGUCAUUGGGGCUCGGAAGCCACAGUAUGACAUCUGGGGGAACACAGUGAAUGUCUCAAGUCGAAUGGACAGCACCGGGGUCCCCGACCGAAUCCAGGUGACCACGGACCUGUACCAGGUUCUAGCGGCCAAGGGCUACCAGCUGGAGUGUCGAGGGGUGGUCAAGGUGAAGGGCAAGGGGGAGAUGACCACCUACUUCCUCAAUGGGGGCCCCAGCAGUUAGCAGGGCCCAGCUACAGAUCAACUGAAAGGACCAAGGUGGGCAUUUGGGUGGACUCUGUGCUUGCUGGGGGAAGCUGUGGCAGGGGUCACUGAGCUUCCAGACCCUGCUGAUCACAAAGGGAACACCCCAGCAGGCUGUUCAACUACGUCCUCAGGCUGGUGAACGAGGGGAUACCAAGAGGAUUAUGCAAGUAACUUUUAAAAUCUAGGGUAGGGCUGUUUUCCCUCCUUUCUUCCAGCUUUUGGGAGCAGGGGAGGGGGCAGCAGCAAAGGUGGGGGGACCCUUCCUGCCUGAGAGAUUAAAAUGGCAGCUUGUCACACCUCCCCUUUCCCUGUCUGUCUGGGCAACACGCUUAGGGCUGGGCCCUUUCUUUCCCUUUUUCCUGGGAAUCUUUUGUACAAAGACUGGGGCAGGGUUGAAGAGUACCUGUUCCACGCUUGCCUUUGCUGUGCCUGCAUCCCCAGCAUGGGUCCUGGGCCCUCCCCGCCCUACCAGGUCUCCCUCAGGGACACAGGGCCAAGGAGGGAGAGGCUCGGGAGACCCAGCUCUGUUCAUAUUUCAGGGGAACGUUUCCAUUUGCCAAAUCCUAGUCCCACGAUCUGUCCCCAAAGGGGAACAAAGGGACUUCUGACAGCUCAGAUUAGCCUCAGUUCCUGCACAGCUCCAGGGAGAGGGGCAUCUGGUCUCAUUGGUACUGUGAAAAGACCCAGCCAGGGAGCAGGCACGUGCAUGAGGGUGUUAGAAGACUGGAAGGUGGACGUUCGCCUGCAGGUGCCAAAGAGAGCAGGCCGGCCAGGGAUGGGGGUGGUGCCAGACUCUGAAGGUCAGGAUCAGGCCACUCUGCCCCCGCACACUCUUGCUGUCUGCUGCAAGAGACACAGAGCGUCUCUACCCCUUCUGUUGCCAAAUAGAAAAGGGCCAGGGCCUGGAGGAAGACGACCUUGAUCCUAAACCCAUCCUCCCAGACCUCUGGCACUGGGGAGGGCCUGUGUGUCUGUGUAACUGUGUGUGCACGGUGGUCCGUGUGUGUGUUUUCCAGGUCUAUGUGUCCUUACGCUCCUGCUCCUCAACUCUCCACCCUGGGUUGCCUCUUUCCUGUGGGCCUCUGUCUUCUGGGAAUAAGGCAGGAUGUCUGAUUUCAAGGGAUGGAGACAGAUGCCCAGUUUGCACAGGAGUGGGAUGGGGUGUGGUAACAAGAGGAGGGUGACUGGAGAGAGGAGGUCUUUUGUGCCAAAUCCCUAAUUGCCUUGUGGGGACCACGUGUGCUCUGCUAGGGCAGGGACCCAAGCGCCUGCUGGAGCCCCCGUGCUACUUGCACUUGAACGCUCUGGGGUUUGGUGGGCAGAGGCUCAGGAGUCCCCUGGAUUUCCCCAGCUGGUAUCCUGGGAUGUGGUAAGCCUCGGGGCUUAGGUAGCAUGGGACCCCCGAGGACCCAGACUCUGGUACUAGGGGCAAGGGGAGGGGAAGCCGGACCUCGGCCGUCCCUAGUCUGCAGCCUGGGCCCAGCGUGCUGCAGGCUCCCCAGUCCCCAUGAAGCCUGCGGGGGGCUGGCAGGAGGAUUAGGAGGGCUGGGCCUUAGAUUCCCUUCUUGUCCGCGCCUGCCUUUCACCCGCUUCCCUGCAGCCUUGCCUCUGGCCUGAAUGAGUCGGUGCCUUGGUUUCUCUGUACCUGUUUAAGCUGAGGCAGUGGCCACAGUUUUGCUUGAAGAUCGCUUUGUCUCAGAGGUGUUAAGAGGCAGAGGGGAGAGGGUCCCAGAGUUGCUGACUUUGGGGACUGGAAGGGGCAGGUAGUACUCUUGCCCUUCCUCAUGCCCUUUCUGACUCUAGUUCCUUGCAGAGGUUGUUUCUGGCUCGUACUGACUGCUCUGGGGGAUCUUCAUGUAUCAACCAAGUGGGCCAUCAGUCACUUCAUUAGCCAAGGCAGGAGAAGAGAAAAGACUAGGUGGUCCAGAUGAAGUCAGCUCCCCUUCCCUCAGCCACAGCCCUGGACAGGAAGGUUCUGCAUGGGGUCCUGGGGUGGGGAGGAGGCUGUAAGGAGGCCAGAGUGGAAGACUGCUUCACUUACAGCAGAAGUGAGUGACUCGUGUCUGCUUCUUGCUAGUGGAAGGGGCCUGUCUGCACCCUGGCUCCCUGCACCACAGUGCCAGCCAUGCAUUUCCCCCGGGCUGAUAUUGCCCCCUUCCUUGCCAGUUGGUGGGGGAGUCAGUGGAUGGGAGGCCCAUGGACUUUGGUUUUUUAAUGUAACCAGCAUGGAGGCCGGGGGGAGGGUGGCAUACCGUUGUAUUUCAGUGAAAUAUUUAAUAUAUUUAAAUAUCAAUAAAAAUCAAACUCUUUGUAAAA
Molecule: messenger RNA, 6636 nt
Organism: Capra hircus (goat)
Lineage: Eukaryota; Metazoa; Chordata; Mammalia; Artiodactyla; Bovidae
Gene: ADCY6
Product: adenylate cyclase 6
Exons: 22
Coding region: 797-4297 (1166 amino acids)
Biological process (GO): adenylate cyclase-inhibiting G protein-coupled receptor signaling pathway; adenylate cyclase-activating G protein-coupled receptor signaling pathway; intracellular signal transduction
Cellular component (GO): plasma membrane
Molecular function (GO): adenylate cyclase activity
Source: RefSeq, a predicted model, not a curated record